Messenger RNA from Micromonas commoda, 474 nucleotides. RefSeq lists its product with no specific name. NCBI's taxonomy places the organism in Eukaryota, Viridiplantae, Chlorophyta, Mamiellophyceae, Mamiellales, Mamiellaceae. The transcript has a single exon. Gene Ontology annotation, molecular function: SUMO conjugating enzyme activity. Gene Ontology annotation, cellular component: nucleus. Gene Ontology annotation, biological process: protein sumoylation. The annotation marks the transcript as partial. The record is from RefSeq and is a predicted model, not a curated record.
GACCCCCGCGCGCUCGGGCGCCUCGCGGAGGAGCUCAAGGUGUGGCGCAAGGACCCCCUCCACGGCUUCGUCGCCAGGCCCGAGACCGUGGACGGCGCGGUGAACCUCCUGCGGUGGGAGUGCUCGAUUCCAGGAAAAAAAGACACGCUCUGGUUCAGCGGUCACUACCCGCUCACCAUGGAGUUCAGCGAGGACUACCCGUUCAAGCCGCCCAAGUGCAAGUUCCCCCAGGGGUUCUUCCACCCCAGCGGUGUAUACCCCUCGGGCACCGUCUGCCUCAGCAUCCUGCACGAGGACGAGGGAUGGAGGCCGUCGAUCACGGUGAAGCAGAUCCUGCUGGGCAUCCAGGACAUGCUAGACUCCCCAAACCCUGCCUCGCCCUCGCAGAGCGAGGCGUACUUGCUCUUCAAGAACAACAGGGCUGACUACGACAAGAAGGUGAAGGAGCAGGCGACCAGGUAUCCGGCCCUCUGA